Acanthosepion pharaonis is the source of this 876-nucleotide messenger RNA. NCBI's taxonomy places the organism in Eukaryota, Metazoa, Mollusca, Cephalopoda, Sepiida, Sepiidae. The record is from the annotation of a GenBank genome assembly.
AUGAUAUCUCCUUCAUUUACAGUGUCUCUAUCUAUCUAUCUAUCUAUCUAUCUAUCUAUCUAUCUAUCUAUCUAUCUAUCUCAAUCUGAUCAUAUCUAUCUAUCUGUUUAUCUAUCACAUUUGUUUCUCGCUGUUCGUAUGAACUUAUUUAUUUCAUUCUGUUCAUAUCUAUCUACAUGUUAUAUCCACGAUGUCCUCUCCACAUCACUGUUGCAAAAUGGCUUGCAGAACGGGAUGGAAUCGGAAAAAUCUUUUGGAACUGAUUCUUACGGGGAACCAGAACCGGAAGAAGACAGCCCGAUGACUGCCGACAGUGUUGACGACUUACGCGACUCAAGCUGUAGCCCAACGUCCCUGACUAUUGGCUAUACCUACGAUGCGUUCUUUAUCAGUGACGGUCGGUCAAGGCGUCGAAACGCCUUGGGAAUCCCCGAAAAAGCCAACAGACAGCGAUAUACGUGUAAUGAAUGCGGCAAGAACUAUGCUACCUCGUCAAACCUGUCGCGACACAAGCAGACACACCGUAGCCUGGAUAGUAAACUGGCCAAAAAGUGCCCCCACUGCCAGAAGGUGUACGUUAGCAUGCCUGCUUUGUCCAUGCACAUACUCACGCACGACUUGAAGCACCGUUGCGACGUGUGUGGUAAGGCUUUCAGUCGACCGUGGCUCCUGCAAGGACAUAUGCGCUCACACACCGGCGAGAAGCCGUUCGGGUGUGCACACUGCGGUAAGGCAUUCGCGGACAGGUCGAACCUCCGGGCCCACAUGCAAACACACUCGGCUUUCAAACAUUUCAAGUGUAAACGAUGCGACAAGUCUUUCGCCCUUAAAUCUUAUCUCAACAAGCAUUAUGAAUCUGCUUGCUUAAAAGAAUGA